Molecule: messenger RNA, 1131 nt
Organism: Ectocarpus siliculosus
Lineage: Eukaryota; Phaeophyceae; Ectocarpales; Ectocarpaceae
Source: the annotation of a GenBank genome assembly
AUGUUUGAGGCAGCACUCAAGAGCGUGACGAUGCGCAGCAUGGCGGUUGCGCAGCUGUGGGAGACCGUCAGCCGCGCCGUGGCUGUCGGGGAGGUGCAGCUGGACACAAUUCGGUUGGAAGGGCUGCAGGUUACAGAUGAGGACGUAGAGAAAAUAGUAGGCGCUGUCAUCUCUAGCGGACUGGCCAUUCGGAACAUCUCGGUGGCUAGCAACGACAUCGGGGACGCCGGUGUAGGGUCGUUGGCCCGACUGCUAGACGACGAGCCGCCUUCAUACAGCUCCGUCCUAUCCUCGCUGGACUUGAGAGGAAACAGCAUCGGUUCGAAAGGAUGCCAGUUGCUCACGGAACGCCUGCGCCAGAACGCGACCCUGACGUCGUUGGAUCUGAGCUCAAACCCUUUGAAAAGCGAAGGGGCGUCGUACAUCUCAAAGAUGCUCUUGGACAAUUUCACGAUCGAGCGGCUGGUCAUCAGCAAUACGGACAUGACCGAGGCAGGGUUCACCGCAGUUCUUGCCGUGCUACGAGAAGGGAACAACACCGUGCGGGAGUUGAGCAUUGGGUCACAGCUACUGCGCUCUCGCGAGGAAGUCGCCGCGUGUCACGUGUCGCGAACGCUCGAAACCCCGCCUUACAUGCUGCGACUACUGGACCUGUCGGGGUGCGGCAUAGGCGACGAGGGGGCGUACGUGUUGCGAGGUGCGCUGACGGGGCACCCGACGAUGAGGACGCUAGACCUCUCGCGAAACCGCAUAGGCAUUACGGGCGGCCAGGCGCUCGCUAGCCUCUUGGUGGGGGAUUCGUCGCUGUCCAGUCUAUUCCUCCGGGCGAACAUGAUAGGUGACGAGGGGGCUAGGGCGUUCAAGAUCGUCCUUCUGCACAGCCAGACGCUAACCACCCUUGAUCUGCGCAGCAACGACAUCCACGAUCCGGGCCUGGACGCUCUCGCGGAAGGGAUGGAGUGCAACGCCUCCGUUGAACGCCUUUUCGUGUGGGGGAACCACUUCGGACAGGCAUCUCUGAAGCGCUUCGGGGGCCUGGGCGGGGGACGGUUCGCCCUCGUGGGCGUCUUCCUCGACGUGCAGCCAUUCGUCGUGGAUGGGGUCUACCACGCGGCCGAAAAGUUCGAGUGA